GCCUGCCUCCCAGCUGCGUCCGCCGCUGUCCUGUCUGGCCGCCCGGUGUCUGCUCCGCCGCUCCGCGCUCUGCGGCGCUCCCACCCCGAACCCGAAGACUCUGCCUCCUCGUUCACCACCCCCGGCUCCCGGACCCCCCCUCCUCUCCACCCGGUGAAUGCACCAGCGCCGAAAACAUGACGGGCAUCGCCGCCGCUUCUUUCUUCUCUAAUUCCUGCAGGUUCGGGGGCUGCGGUCUCCAGUUCGAGUCUCUCUCCGAGCUCAUCGUCCACAUCGAGGACAAUCACAUCGACACAGAUCCCCGGGUCCUGGAGAAGCAGGAGCAACAGCAGCCCACUUAUCUGGCCCUAAGCUACAUCAACAGGUUCAUGACGGAUGCGGCGCGCCGGGAGCAGGAGACCAUGAAGAAGAAGGCCACGCCCAAACUGUCCCUGUCCAUCACCGGCGGAGUGUCCAGGAACAGCACGGCCACGCCUCCUCGCCACACCAGCGGUAACCUGACACCUCCCGUCACGCCCCCAAUCACCCCCUCCUCCUCCUUCCGCAGCAGCACACCUACAGGCAGUGAGUAUGAUGAGGAGGAGGUAGACUAUGAGGAGUCGGACAGCGAUGAGUCGUGGACCACAGAAAGUGCCAUCAGCUCCGAGUCCAUUCUCAGCUCCAUGUGCAUGAACGGGGGAGAGGAGAAGCCUUUCGCCUGCCCUGUCCCCGGCUGUAAGAAGAGAUACAAGAAUGUGAACGGUAUCAAGUACCACGCCAAGAAUGGCCACCGCACGCAGAUCCGUGUGAGGAAACCCUUCAAGUGUCGCUGCGGCAAGAGCUACAAGACCUCGCAGGGCCUGAGACACCACACCAUCAACUUCCACCCACCCGUCUCCACCGAGAUCCUGCGCAAGAUUCAAGGCUAGAUCCCCUGGUCACACUAGUCAACUACCCCAAACAUAGCCCUAUCCUGACUUUCCUCAUCUGAUCCCUUUUAUACCCGUGCCACACACUAAAGGAUCAAGUGCAUGCUUUAAGUUGUUUUAAUUUAGUUUUUUUUUUUUUCAUCUUUUUUCUUUGUUUGUUAUAUUAUUUUUUUCUAUCCAUGUUAUAUCACCUGUAUUUUUGAAAAAAAAAAGGUAUCUUUGUAGUAUUUUUAAUGUUGUACAUUUGCACAUUCGUAUAUGCUAUCACGUUACUUUUUUCUAUUGUUGGACUUACAUAAGGUGCUAACUGUAAAAAACAACAGAAAGAAAAGACAAAAAAACAAAUGUUAUGAAAGAAGAGAGGGGAAACGCAAACAGAACAUGUGAAACAGGAAGUGCAACCAAGCCCUGCCCCUUUUGCCGCUCGUCUAUAAGCGCUAUGAAGUUGACAUUAGUGCUGAUCUAAGUUCAGCAGUCGCUACACUCCCUUUCUGUUAAAGUUCGCUGAGCUUAGAUCUGUGCCUUCGCAGUAACUUCUGGGGGGUUAAGUGCAAGAGUUAAGUUAUACUUUAAAUAGAUAUAUUGAUAUAAAACAAUAGAUAUGUAUGUGUACAUAAAAAUAUAUAAAAGUAUUCAUGAGCAUAUACAUAAAUAGUUAGACUUUAUUUUCAAGCUUUAUUUUAUAUAUUUUAUCAGUGUUUUAGAUAGUGAUUUUUUUCUAUGUAUCAGUAAGUGUUCCUUUCAUUCCUUAUUUGCUGAGACGGCCAGUUUUGUCACCUCAGAGGUCAAACAGCUAGCUGACUUUCAGUUCCGAAAGUUUGUCUCUCACCACAUUCUAGAGAUUAGAAGCCAAUACGCCUUUCGGUUCGACACGCACUCUGAAUUGCGUGUGAUAUUUCACUGUUGAUCAGGAAGGGAUGCUCAGCGCUGAACGUAUUUGAACACGGCCCAAGCCAGUAAUCCAUAUCUUUAACAUUUCAUCCCCACAGAAAGCCAUCCGUCUAUUUCAUAUCUCCAGUGUUUCCUCAUUCAGAGUGCCAGAGCUGUAGUUCCAGAGAUUCUGCUGUGAAAGCAGGUCAAGCAUCAUACUGUAUUCCGGUUGCCAAGAUCUUUGAUGUUGUUUUGUUUUUCCAUGAUUGUUGCCAACAGCUCUCCACUGCCAAACAUUGACCAUACCAUGUGCCUGA
Molecule: messenger RNA, 2095 nt
Organism: Morone saxatilis (striped sea-bass)
Lineage: Eukaryota; Metazoa; Chordata; Actinopteri; Moronidae
Gene: jazf1a
Product: JAZF zinc finger 1a
Exons: 5
Coding region: 177-908 (243 amino acids)
Cellular component (GO): nucleus
Source: RefSeq, a predicted model, not a curated record